UAACUUUCUUAACCAAAAAGAAGGCUGCCGGGUUUUUCUCCUGCUAAAGUGUUGGAUUUUGGUGCUGGCACGGGUUCGGCUUUCUGGGCACUACGAGAAGUCUGGCCGAAUUCCUUGGAGAAAGUUAACUUAGUAGAGCCAUCACAAUCAAUGCAGCGUGCAGGCCAGAGCCUUAUACAAGGUCAAAAGAACUUGCCACUUAUUCACAGUUAUGGUACCCUCCAAUCCUUGACUAAAAACAUCAAGAAAUCAGAGAGAGAACAUGACCUUGUAAUUGCUUCCUAUGUGCUUGGAGAGAUACCAUCGCUGAAGGAUCGGAUUACUGUAGUACGCCAACUUUGGGAUCUUACGCGGGAUGUCCUGAUUUUGAUAGAACCGGGAACACCACAAGGAUCAAAUAUCAUAUCUCAGAUGCGAUCACAUAUAUUAUGGAUGGAGAAAAGGAAAUGCCGUAAAUCCAAGGCUGCAAUUGAUGAAACUUCCAAGGACUUGGUAGUGGCUCAAAAAAGUGGUGCCUAUAUAGUUGCUCCUUGCUCUCAUGAUGGGGUUAAAAAAAAAUAGAGUAAGAGACACAUU
Rosa chinensis is the source of this 576-nucleotide messenger RNA. RefSeq names its product rsm22-cox11 tandem protein 2, mitochondrial-like. Bases 151 to 561 code for a protein of 136 amino acids. NCBI's taxonomy places the organism in Eukaryota, Viridiplantae, Streptophyta, Magnoliopsida, Rosales, Rosaceae. The record is from RefSeq and is a predicted model, not a curated record. Gene Ontology annotation, biological process: translation. Gene Ontology annotation, molecular function: methyltransferase activity; structural constituent of ribosome. The transcript is spliced from 7 exons. Gene Ontology annotation, cellular component: mitochondrial small ribosomal subunit.